GGCUGCGGGCGCCGGGGAGGGCGGCCUCCGCUGCAGGGCGCGUCAGUGGCCCCCUGCCCUGUGGGCCCUCUCCCCGCGGGGCAGACUUCACUGGAGGGCGGCCCACCCCGCCCGGCGCGCCAAUGCGGGCCCGGGUCGCGGCGGGCGGCUCUUACCUGUGCCUUCCCUUUCUUUAUCGUCCGCCAUCUUGUUGCGGAGCCGUCGCCCGGGAGAUGCCUGGCGUCACCCUAGGACGCGGCGUCCUUGCCCCUCCAGCCCCCGCGCGAGUCUGGCCUGGGGCACCGGCGGCUCCGAACCCCCAGGGCGGGGGGCUGGGGAGCGGGGGAAGGCUCCGAGCGCGCGCCCGCCCCUCCCCCCAGACGUGUCCCCGUCCCCUCCCCCUCCCGGCCCACUCCGGCCUUGGGGGACUUGGGGGACGAGGGAGUGGCAGAGCCCCAGGCCCUGCCUUCCCUCCUGACCCGCGUGGGGACUCGCAGGCCCGGCGCCCUCCCCGCCCGUGGCUACGACGUGGCGCCGCGCGGUUUUUUCACUACGGACUUGAAAACGCGGCCGGAGAGCCAGGGUCGGACCUCGCGGCUGCCCCGGAGGCCGGGACGCCGGGCGGGCGCGGGGGGCACCCCAGCCGGCACCCCCGGGGCGGGCGGCGGCGGCGCGAGCUCGGGGCCGCCGAGCAAACACGGCGUCGUCAAGGCGGCAGUUGCUGACACAAACUGGAAGGUUCUCAUGGCAACGGAGACGUGCCCGCCCGGCCGCCUCGACACCGACGUUAAAUGUCCUAGCUCGUGAGGUUUGACGUGACCUCCAGCUAAGGUUACUACGGAGAAGUUGUACCUCCCGCGUUUCUGCAACUUGGCAGCUGUCGCAGGAUGUUAGAUUUUUGUCUCGGCUUAAGGAUAAGCUCGUUCUACUAGAACGUUUUCUUUCUGAAAUGAUUUUUUGAAUUUUGUGGUUCAAACGAAUAUAAGAUUUUAAAGCUAAUCUUGGAUGAUUUUUAAGUGCAUUCGCGUGCUAGCUUAAAGGACGUUAUGUGAAAAUGUAUGAACUGUUAACUAAAUGUUGAAGCCUUCAGAGUACAAGAUUUUCCCUGUCCUAUGCCUAUGUGUCAUAAGGCAAAGAAUUUAGAGCAUGUCUGCUUUCUCCGCUAGGAGUCCCAGGCUAGUGCUGUAGACCUCAGCUCUUUCAGAGAGGCGACAGAAGGCACCUCCCUCGAACAACUGUUUCUGUCAUGUGCAAGCUUGCCAUUGAAGAUAUCUGCCAUUCCACGUAAUAUCCUGUAUUCCAAGUUUCAGUGAAUGAUCUGCUUUUUAAGGGGCACCUGAGUGGCUCAGUCCAUUGAGAACCUGCCUCUCGAUUCCAGCUCAGGUCCUGAUCUCAUGGCCGGGCUCCCUGCUCAUUGUGGAGCCUCCUUGAGAUUCUCCCUCUCCC
Molecule: messenger RNA, 1425 nt
Organism: Callorhinus ursinus (northern fur seal)
Lineage: Eukaryota; Metazoa; Chordata; Mammalia; Carnivora; Otariidae
Source: RefSeq, a predicted model, not a curated record